This is a messenger RNA of Kazachstania africana CBS 2517, 2817 nucleotides long. It is a transcript of the gene ARO80, whose product is annotated as Aro80p. The record is from RefSeq and is a predicted model, not a curated record. Gene Ontology annotation, molecular function: DNA-binding transcription factor activity, RNA polymerase II-specific; zinc ion binding. Gene Ontology annotation, biological process: aromatic amino acid catabolic process; positive regulation of transcription by RNA polymerase II. Lineage: Eukaryota; Fungi; Ascomycota; Saccharomycetes; Saccharomycetales; Saccharomycetaceae. The coding region runs from base 1 to 2817 and encodes 938 amino acids. Gene Ontology annotation, cellular component: nucleus. The transcript has a single exon.
AUGAGUACGUCACCACAGGGAAAGUCGCUAAAAACUGAGUCGAAAUGGAGAAGAAGCUAUAAGGCAUGUUUGAAUUGUAGAGCUAGGAAAGUUAAAUGUGACUUGGGCCCGUAUGAUAAUCCUCAUCCGCCGCCCUGUGUAAGGUGUAAAAGAGAACAAAGAGAGUGUUUAUUUACUAGCAGGAGGAAAAAGAAAGACGAUGUCAUUUCGGGAACUGUCUCUCUGACGAAUGUGCCUUCAGCAAUAACUCAAGAAGAUGAUAAUGAUCGGAUUCAACUAAAUAGUGGAUCAAGUAAAGGUGCCUUAUUUUCGAAUUCGCCAAAGAAUCCUAAUACACAAGAUCAGUCUAAAUGGAAGUAUGGGUUGGGCUCAAUGCAAAAUACUUUAGAAUUUUUAGCUACUGCGGCAGGUUCAGUUUCAAAGGAAAGUAACCGUAGAUUAACCACCGCUAGGCAUUCCCAUCAGUACGCCAAAGAAACGUCGGAGGAUUUUCGAGUUGAUGAUAGUAGUCCAUCAUCAGAAAGGAAAGAUAUUACUGAUACAUCGGAACAAAGUGUUAUAGCUCCUUUACUGAAAGAGUGCGGAACUCAAAGAGCUACUGUCUCCUUAAUUGAAGAGUUGAGCCGAGUCAGGCCCAAACCUAACAAGAAACUAGCUGACAUUGAUUACAUAGGACCCAGUAAUCUACUCUCUGAACAAGAAGCAAGAGAGCUCAUCGAUGCUUAUUUUUUAACCAUGCAUCCAUUUUUCCCAAAUAUACCCUUACAACUACAGGAUCCGGAUGAGCUGGUGAAUUACCCAAUAUUGCUUUGUGCGAUUUUAACCAUGUCUUCGAGAUACCACCCUUUCAGUGAAUUUGGAUUUUAUAAUGGGGAAAACAAUAAAAGAAACAUUGAAGUUCAUGAGACAUUGUGGGACUACUGUCAACGUUUGAUAUCACAGACGGUAUGGGCCGAAGCAAGCACAAGAUCCAUAGGAACUGUCCUUGCUUUCAUUAUCUUUACAGAAUGGAAUCCAAGACAGAUACAUUGGAGAAGAACUGACUAUGCUAAUAGUGCAGAGAAAGAUACUGACGUUCCUCAUUCCCAAAAAGAUGACGAUGGUUUGACUGGUAUCGGCGCCAUAAGACGUAGCGAUAGAAUGUCAUGGAUGCUUACAGGCAGUGCCGUUAGAUUAGCUCAAGACAUGGGCUUUAUCGAAACAAGUACAAAAAUAUUUGUUGCUUCUCACAUCUCAGACACAUUUGCAUCUAUGAAUAUGAACCAAAGGUGCGCCCUCUCGGAAACGUUCAGUGUUGUUGGAUUUGGUGCUGGUAGAGAACGUGCGUCUGCAAUUGAUAGCGAACAGACUGAUGUGGAUGAAGUUGGUAAUGAGAAGUUUUACCUAGAACAGAUGUUACAAAAUGAGGAAAGCAGGGAAAGAUGGACAAGAGUCCUAGAGCGACUCCAACAUAAUAAUGAUAAAAAGAAUGGUCCUCUUACAGAUUUGGAAAGAGAAUUUUUGAAUGACGAAUAUGUCCUUUAUUAUGCUAACCGCAAUGAUGAAAUGGUGCAGCAACAUUUACAAUUACCAUUUCCUCUGAAAUUCUCAUUUCACCAGCGCGCAAAGAUAGAACUUAUUCGUAUUAUUUUGAUUGCCUAUGAUACCAUAUAUUAUGAUAAGGGAAAGAGAAAACUAACUUCAAAUGACCAAGUACACAACUUAGCAGUGCUGGGUAUCUUAUCACCUUUAAUUGAAGGUUGGUACGCUACAUACCGAAACCUAUUGAAGAUAAGUAGUGGCCAACCCUACAGUAUAGAAAUCAGGAAAAACAAGAGGGCAGUUCACGAGCUUGGUGAGGAAAUUAAUAGAGAAAGUAUACUAAGUGAUUAUUACUAUUGCCAACUUUAUAUUUACUCUUUGGCUUUACAAGUGGAUGUAAAAGGACCCAAAUUACGUAUAAAUGAAGCUACUAAAAGUGCUAAAUAUGUAGAAUUAGCUUAUGUGGCUGCUAAAGAAAUCUUAAUAUCUUCAACACGUGUUCAUAGGUUGAAGAUGUUAAAGUAUAUGCCUGUUAGAUGGGUUAUGAGAAUCGUGAGAGCUGUGUCAUUUCUAGUGAAAUGCUAUUUGACAUUAACAGGUGGGGGAGGCGUUCCAAAUUCUGAAGCCCAGACAAUUUUGAAAUUAUGCUGCAUAUCUCUGGAUGAAACUAUUCACACUAUUAGAUUGGCGGCACUAAUUUUGAAGGAAGCUAGCCCCGAUGAAUUACAUCUAUGUGUAAGAUACUCUGCAAUUCUACUUUAUCUAUGUAAAGAAAUGAAUUUAAAGAGUAAGAGGAACCAAAAAUUGUUAGUAUCUCAUGGCAUAUUGAUAAAUGAAAGUCGAAACCGCCAAAUGGGUUCGAGAAGGACGAAGGCAACGCAGGAUAGUGACAUUGACCUGGGGUCUACCGAUGAUAGUAAGAAUAUUCAGUCAAAUAAUGAACUGCUACCCAAUAAUAUCAGCACAACCAAUGGUUUAACAACUAGCUUAUUUAAUACUGAGGAAAUGAGGUCUGAGACACCAAAUCAAAGAAUCCCAACAUCCGCAGUCGCAGACAAUACGCCAAAUAAUUUAGAUAAUGAUGGCACAAAUAAUCCGACAAAUUUUCCUUCAUUACCCGAUGAAGCCAUUGAUUGGUUUUCUGGUAGUGCUGAUAUUGGUUUAGAUUUUGUUGAGCCUUGGACUGAAUUACUUGAGCAAAGGUUUUUGCAAAGUGGAGAUGGCAAUAAUAUUUUCGAAGAGCUCUAUAAUCAAGUAAACAUGCCAAAUUUUGCAGAAUAUACUAGUUUAGAAUGA